AGUUUUGCUGUUAUUAGGAAGCACGGUUUGACUGUUGUUGUAGAGGUUGUUUUUUUUAAGUGUCAAAAUGAACCGCAUUUUCGGCAGAGGAAAACCCAAAGGACCACCGCCCAACCUUACGGACUGUAUAGGAAGCGUUGAUUCUCGGGCCGAGUCCAUCGAUAAGAAGAUAUCCAGACUUGAUGCUGAACUCAUGAAAUAUAAAGAUCAGAUGAAGAAAAUGAGAGAUGGUCCAUCAAAGAAUAUGGUGAAGCAGAAAGCCAUGCGGGUCCUUAAACAGAAAAGAAUGUAUGAAGGACAGAGAGAUCAGCUGAUGCAGCAGUCAUUUAACAUGGAGCAGGCCAACUACACCAUUCAGACACUUAAAGACACCAAAACAACUGUGGAUGCUAUGAAGAUUGGAGCCAAAGAAAUGAAGAAGGCUUACAAGAAUGUGAAGAUUGAUCAGAUUGAGGAUCUUCAAGACCAGUUGGAGGACAUGAUGGAGGAUGCUAAUGAAGUACAGGAGGCUAUGAGCCGCAGCUACGGAACACCAGAUAUCGAUGAAGACGAUCUAGAAGCAGAGCUGGAUGCACUCGGCGAUGAGCUGCUUUUGGACGAUGACAGCUCUUACCUUGACGAGGCCUCGUCAGCUCCAGCUAUACCAGAAGGCACUCCAGGAGAGAGGAGCACCAACCGGGAUGGAGUUCUGGUCGAUGAAUUUGGACUUCCUCAGAUUCCAGCAUCAUAAAAAAACAAUGAACACAUUUUAUCUCCUUUAAACUUAUGCAUCUGACAUGUAAAACACUGCGAUCCUUGCAUUUACAGUUUUCUAUGAAGCAGGUUCAUAUAAGAUCAAGUGCUCUGGGGUUAAGGAUUAAAAAAUAUUCACAAUUGUAAA
Molecule: messenger RNA, 880 nt
Organism: Ictalurus punctatus (channel catfish)
Lineage: Eukaryota; Metazoa; Chordata; Actinopteri; Siluriformes; Ictaluridae
Gene: chmp5b
Product: charged multivesicular body protein 5b
Biological process (GO): late endosome to vacuole transport via multivesicular body sorting pathway; vesicle budding from membrane
Cellular component (GO): multivesicular body
Source: RefSeq, marked provisional